CCCACAAUCCUGGGACAAUAUGGCAGAAUCUUUUUUUUCGGAUUUUGGCUUGUUGUGGUAUCUGAAGGAGCUCAGAAAGGAAGAGUUUUGGAAAUUUAAGGAGCUCCUCAAACAAGAACCUUUGAAAUUGGAACUCAAGCCGGUCCCCUGGACCGAGUUGAAAAAGGCUUCCAAAGAAGAUGUAGCAAAGCUUCUGGACACACAUUACCCAGGAAAACGGGCAUGGGAGCUGACGCUGAACCUGUUCCUACAGAUCAGUCGGAAGGACCUCUGGACGAAGGCUCAGGAAGAGAUGAGUAAACUAAACCCAUAUAGAAAGCAAAUAAAGGAAAAAUUUCAACUCAUAUGGGAAAAGGAAACCUGUCUUCACGUCCCUGAGCAUUUCUACAAAGAAAGCAUGAAGCAUGAGUGUACAGUAUUGAAUAAGGCAUAUUCUGCUGCAGCUACACCAGUCACUGUGGUCGUGGAAGGUCCUGAUGGAAUCGGAAAAACAACCCUUUUAAGAAAAGUGAUGUUGGACUGGGCAGAGGGAAACUUAUGGAAGGACAGGUUCACAUUUGUAUUUUUCCUCACUGUCUAUGAAAUGAACAGUAUCACAGAGACCAGCUUACCGGAGCUCCUCUCUAGGGACUGGCCUGAGUCUUCAGAGAAGAUCGAAGACGUUUUUUCCCAGCCAGAGCGAAUUCUGUUGAUCAUGGAUGGCUUUGAGCAACUGAAGCUUGACCUGGACCAUACGGCUGACUUGUGUGACGACUGGAGGCAGCGGCAGCCACUGCCAAUUAUCCUGAGCAGUUUGUUGCAAAAAAAGAUGCUCCCGGAGUGCUCCCUGCUUCUUGCAUUGGGACAAGUGGGUAUGCGAAAGAACUAUUUUGUGUUGGAGCAUCCCAAACUCAUCAAGCUCUCAGGAUUCACUGAACCUGAAAGGAAGAUGUAUUUCUCCUGCUUCUUUGGUGAGAAGAAUAAAGCCUUGAAAGUCUUUAAUUUUGUGAGAGAGACUGGACCGCUGUUUAUCUUGUGCCAUAAUCCCUUUAUAUGCUGGUUGGUCUGUACUUGCAUGAAAUACAGGCUAGAGAGGGGGGAAGACCUUGAAAUAAACUCCCAAAACACCACCUCCUUACAUGCAUCCUUUAUAACAAACGUAUUCAAAGCAGGAAGUCAGAGUUCUCCACCCAAGUUGAACAGAGCCCGACUGAAAAACCUCAGUGCUUUGGCUGCAGAGGGACUGUGGACACAUACGUUUGUGUUUUGCCGUGAGGAUCUCCGGAGGAAUGGGUUAUCUGAGUCUGAGGGCUUGAUGUGGGUGGGUAUGAAGCUUCUCCAGAGGUCAGGUGACUGUUUUACCUUCGUCCACGUGUGUAUCCAAGAGUUCUGUGCCGCCAUGUUUUAUUUGCUCAAAGGACCCAAAGACUGUCCUAACCCGGCCAUUGGAAGCAUAACCCAGCUUGUGAGAGCAAGUGUGGCUCAACCUCAAAACUUCUUGACCCAGAUGGGGGUAUUUGUGUUUGGAAUUUCCACAGAAGAAAUCGCCAGCAUGCUGGAGACAUCCUUUGGUUUUCCACUGUCAAAAGACCUCCAGCAGGAAAUAGCCCAGUGCCUUAAAAGUUUCAGUCAGUGUGAAGCUGACAGGGAAGCCAUAGGUUUCCAGGAAUUAUUCAGUUGUUUAUUUGAAACUCAGGAAAAAGAAUUUGUAACACAGGUGAUGAAUUUCUUUGAAGAAGUUUACAUUUAUAUUGCUAACAUAGAACACUUGGUCAUAGCUUCAUUCUGCGUGAAGCAUUGUCACAACUUAACUACACUUCGCCUGUGUAUGGAGAAUAUCUUUCCCGAUGACUCAGGAUGUGUUUCAGAACACAAUGAGAAGCUCAUGUACUGGCGGGAGCUUUGCUCAAUGUUCAGUAACAACAAGAACUUCCAGACGUUAGACAUGGAGAACACCAGCUUCGAUGAUGCCUCCCUGACCAUUCUUUGCAAAGCGCUGGCUCAGCCUGUUUGUAAACUCCAAAAACUCAUGCUUACUUUUAUGUCUAACUUUGGACAUGAUUCAGAAUUAUUUAGGGCUGUUCUUCACAACCCUCACCUGAAAAGUCUGAGCCUGUAUGGCACUGGCCUCUGCCGCACCGACGUCAAGUACCUGUGUGAGGCGCUGAGGCACCCGAUGUGCAAGAUCGAAGAGCUCAUUGUGGUGGUGGUGGUGGGAGCAGAAUUGAAGGACUACCUGGAAAGGUUUUGCCUGUGGCUGAGACAGCAUGUUAAUGUCACUGCGGGAAGCCUCCGUGGGCUGGUCGACGGUGUGUUUCUUUGCAGGUUGAUGUACUGCUGUCUCACCUGUGUCUCCUGUGAGGUCAUUUCCGAAGGGCUUGUGCGCAGUAAAUCCCUGUCCCUCCUCGAUCUGGGGUCCAAUCAUCUGGAAGACAGUGCGGUGGCCUUGCUGUGCGAAGCGCUGAAGCACCCAGACUGUAGCAUACGGGAGCUGUGGUUGAUGGCUUGUUUCCUUACUUCCGAUUCCUGUAAGGACAUUGCUGAUGUUCUCAUCUGCAAUGAAAAACUGAAGAUCCUGAAACUUGGGCAUAAUGAAAUAGGAGAUGCUGGUGUCAAACAGUUAUGUGAAGCUUUGAAGCAUCCUAACUGUAAAUUAGAGUGUCUUGGGCUGCAAACAUGUCGGAUCACCCACGCCUGCUGUGAAGACCUCGCCGAGGCACUGGUAGCCAGCAAAACACUGAGGAGCCUGAACCUUGACUGGAUUACCUUGGACCCUGAGGGCGUGGUGUUGCUGUGUGGGGCUUUGAGCCACCCGGACUGCGCCCUGCAGAUGCUGGGGCUACAGAAAUCUGCCUUUGAUAAAGAAUCUCAGAAGAUGCUGAUGGCUCUGGAAGAAAAAUGUCCCCACCUGAGCAUUUCACAUGAACCUUGGAUUGAGGAGGAAUACAGGAUCAGGGGUGUCAUCCCCUAAUGGGGAACACCCUGAAGUAGUCUUCUCACAAAGGCUUUCUUUGAUCAUAAUGGGCACUUCUCCUCCUGGCACCUCUAUCCUGUAACUGCAUGUCACGGCAGCAGGGCUGUGAUGUCAGGGCUACUCCCUGACAGUGUUCUAGCAAUAUGAUUAUGGAGUGUGAUUCAAUAGGUAUGUGUUGAUUGUCUUGGCCUAGGUCCUAUAUUCCCUUAUCUUUAGAAAUCCCAUCCUACUUUGUAACACUUAGAAAAACAAGUAUGUUAAACUAGUGCUAAAUGCUCUUGAAAGCACGGCUUUAUUUUCUUAGAGGAUGUCCUGGUGUGUAGGACCAUGGAUUUGCAGGCACUACAAUCCUGAUACUUCUGACGUAGAAGUGAUGCUAGAAUGUGUCUAUAGAUUGUAUUGCAAGCACCCAAAUUUUCUAGUUUGUCCACAUUUAGAUUUGAUCAGUUUUCUUGUCCAAUUAAAAAGCAUUU
This is a messenger RNA of Cebus imitator (Panamanian white-faced capuchin), 3426 nucleotides long. RefSeq names its product NLR family pyrin domain containing 9 (gene NLRP9). The coding region runs from base 20 to 2950 and encodes 976 amino acids. The transcript has 9 exons. Gene Ontology annotation, biological process: regulation of inflammatory response. Gene Ontology annotation, cellular component: cytoplasm. The record is from RefSeq and is a predicted model, not a curated record. Lineage: Eukaryota; Metazoa; Chordata; Mammalia; Primates; Cebidae.